ACGGUGCAAUCAAACCCGAAAUGUCCGAGUACUUUUUAGGUGGUCGCAAUGAAGGCGGAGCGUUAAACGAAGAGUCUGGGCGAGAGCAAAAGAUAAUCUUUAAAGUUCGCUAUAAAAAAAACAAAGCUACCGGCUUAUCAACAAUCGAAGAAUAUCAAAUUAAUAACAAAGGAAGCAAUUUCAAUUUGACCAGAAUGCCGCGGCGAGCUCAACUAGUUAAAAAUCUAAGUCCUUUUAAGUUGGUGACGUUCGAUAUCACCGAUACGUUGCUUAGAUUCAGAAAACCUCCCGGCGUACAAUAUGCUGAGACGGCAGCUAUGAUGGGUGUGAAAAAUCUGGACCCGAAUCGCUUACAAAAAGUAUUCCGUGAUGAAUUCAAAGCUAUGGCUAAGAAGUAUCCAAACUUUGGCAGCAAUUCCAAAGAAAUAAGUUGGCAGGAAUGGUGGGUGCAGUUGGUGCACAAUGUCUUCAAGCGCAUAGAUGACAACUUACCACAGCAACAAAUUCGUCGUAUAAGCGAAAGACUUUUUGAACAAUACCGUUCAAAUCAGUGUUAUGCUCACAUCGAAGGUAAUUUAGAAUUACUGGAAACAAUACGGAGCACAUGCAAAUAUGUUGGCGUCAUUUCCAAUACUGAUCCCGGGUUAGAACGUGUGUUGAGGGAUAUGAACAUUAGACAAAAUUUUGACUUUGUAUAUACCUCAUAUGAUUUGGGCGUCGAGAAGCCGCAUCGGGGAGCAUUCCUGAAACCGUUAGAGAAUUAUCAUUUAAGCCCUCAAGAAGCGCUACAUAUAGGCAAUCUUUAUGAAAAGGAUUACUUGGGUGCCCUUAAUGCUGGUUGGAGUGGCUUACUCGUAACGCAGUCUAUGGAUGAAGCAAAAAAAGCAAAACCUACACAAGUAUAUACCAGUUUGAAAGAAAUGCAUAAUGCUCUAGAAACGACUGAUAUCAAGUGGUAGGCAUAGCGAAAUAAGGACGAAGCAUAACUCGGAGCAAAAAAUUUUAGAUUAAAGUUAACUACCGACGUAUAUCUACUUGUGAUUUUUUAGAAGUUUUAAACAACCAUACCACGAAUUUAGUCUUAACGAUUCAAAUAUAGUUUUUGGUGAUAUCUGUAUUAAGUAAAAAAUAUACACUUAUAAAAUUUCGAGAUUAAUACAAAGUUUAGCAUUUGUACCGCCAAUUAUGAAGGGUAUUUUCUUACAAAAUGUUUUGUCUUAAAUUCUACAAGUCUUUUAAGAAUUUAAAAAACCUAAAGACUGAAUGUGUGUUGAGAAACGCGAUCAGAAGAAAAUAAAAUUUUGUAGAAACAAAGAACAUA
Messenger RNA from Rhagoletis pomonella (apple maggot), 1321 nucleotides. RefSeq names its product rhythmically expressed gene 2 protein. The record is from RefSeq and is a predicted model, not a curated record. Bases 21 to 959 code for a protein of 312 amino acids. The transcript has 2 exons. Lineage: Eukaryota; Metazoa; Arthropoda; Insecta; Diptera; Tephritidae.